AUGAGUUCAUUGGGACUCUUGUUGGAGGAAAAAGCCGACCCCCCACGUCUUAAGCAGAGCAUGUGGCAUCGUCUGGGCCUUCGUCGAUGGCUGGGCCGCGAAGAUCGAGAUUCCCCCACAGGCAACCAUCAUGGGGGACUACGACCCCCCACUACUAGUACCACACAACCCAAUUCACCCACCGCCCACAAUAAUAGUCACCACAACAACAACAAUCACCAUGACGCAUCGUCAUCUUCUUCUCCCCUUCAUCCAAGCAGGCCUCAUGAUAAUCUCACCCGUCGACUGUCUCGCAAAGUCGGAGUGGGACUGCCGCGGGCAACAACAUUCAAACGACAAAAUUCCGAACGACGCGACCGACUCUCCCCCACCGAGGAACUUGAACCCCGUCGGACAGUAUCCGCCGUAUCUGCCGACCGACGUCGCCCCCUGAGUUCUCAGUCCCAACGAACUACUCGAUCUCCACCGCCCACCCUCAACCCCAGAGUGUCCGCUCCCGAGGUUCAGUGGCGCGUCGACCCGGACGAGCCCACGGUUGACCUUCUUCCCGAGACGAAUGAGGGUAACGCGAUCCGCUCCGAAUGGAACCCCUUUCCUCCUGACGUGCCAGAUGUCCCCGAGGAGCCACCCGCCGACUCGCUCGAGAUGGAGCUAGAAAAGCGCUGGAUUUUAAAUUUGAGCAUGCACUUUCGGGACCGCUCCGAACGAGAAAAGUUCUUCGUCACAUAUGCAGAGACGCCCAACCAUUGGCGGAGAGUCACCAUAUCAUGCGAUUAUCGCGGGGCGCCGCCCGAUUCUCUGGAGCACGACCUUAGAGAAUUACGCUAUCAACGCGACAAGUGUGCCCGCAUUUACGAAUCUCUCCGCGAAUCAUUGCCCGAGAUCCAGUUCUACGACACGGUCACCAACUUGAAACUGGAAACUCGAGACGGUCGGCUGCAUGUGCAUGUCACGGAGGAUGUCAACGAGAUAAUUCCCUAUCCGCCGGUGUCAUGUAUUGGGCACCUCCCAGAGGCACGACUCGUGCCCGAGAAUCAACUCCAUUUUGAGGCUCAUCUAUCUGGAUUUGUGUAUAAUGUGCAGCUAGAUGGCAAAGCGUACAUCAAGAAAGAGAUUCCUGGACCCGACACGGUCGAUGAAUUCCUGUACGAGAUCAACGCACUUCAUGCAUUGCAGGGAUUCCCUGAUGUGGUUCAGGUGGAAGGGGUGGUGGUGGAUGAUGAUGAAGAAAUUGUAAAAGGGUUGCUGAUCGGGUUCGCCGAGAAGGGAGCAUUGGUUGAUCUUUUAUAUGAGAAUCGGGGGACAAUAACAUGGGAACGCCGAGAGCGCUGGGCAAGGCAAAUCGUCCGUGGACUAUGCGAGAUUCACGAAGCUGGCUACGUGCAGGGAGACUUCACGCUGUCCAACAUUGUGGUGGAUGCGGACGACAAUGCCAAGAUCAUUGAUAUCAAUCGCCGAGGCUGCCCCGUGGGCUGGGAGCCUCCAGAGAUCGCAGCCAAGAUCGAGAGUAAUCAGCGGAUAUCCAUGUAUAUUGGCGUGAAGACUGAUAUCUAUCAGCUGGGAAUGACUCUCUGGGCCUUGGCCACGGAGGAAGAUGAGCCGGAGCGUCAGCCACGACCUCUAAUGCUAGGGGAGGAUGUGGAAGUGCCUGACUACUACCGCAGGCUAGUUUCGAUCUGUCUGAGUCCGGUUCCUCGACAUCGACUAUCAGCAAAGGAGCUGCUGGGACUUUUCCCUCGCGAGCGAGGAGCAGUGUCUUCGACGGUGUCUCGUAAACCUCCGACUCACACCGGUUUCGGGGUAGCAUUCCCAAAUAGUGCUCUUCCGAUGUACGACGCUCGAGCGGCCUUUCUCUCCCGACAAGGUCUGCCGAUGGAUAGUGGCAGAGACAACUCUGAUAGCCAACAAUUAUCAGGGCGCACUUACUCGCAAGAUGAGAAUAGAAUUCUUGGCUCUCCUUCUCGCAGCGAGCCAUACGCCGAGAUGAGAGAUUGGGAGCAGUCUUCAAUGCACGAGGGCGUGGCUGCUGAUGGCAGGUCAGUGCCGUUAGAGUACCGGAGGCUAAGUGGAUAUGCAUACUCGGGUUCGACUGCAGCAGGUGUUCUCUACCCAACGACCUUGGAGAAUGGUCGAGAAUCUUAUGGUACCACUCUUCGGAGUCUUGAUGAGAACGACGUUGGCUUCGAUGCAGGGAUUGACGAAGGCUAUGCCAAAUAUGCUACAGACCACGCGGAUGAUGUGCCCUCGAAAACGACCCGCUUGUUUCGCGAACUCGAAGAGGUAGAUGGAGAUGGUCAUUCGGCAUACUCGCUAAAGCCUCCUUCAGUCAACACCUGUUCUGAGAACGGGAGGCUGCAGGAGUCUCCAAUCUCCUCGGCGGCAACGCAAGCAAGUGAUCUGUAUCCGGCUCCAUUGGCAGAUCUUGGUCGUGCUUUCAUGGAUGACACAGACUGGUCCGUGCAAGACUCCUCGCGUUCCGUCUCUUCGCUCAUGCAUUCCAUUCUACCGAUUAAUCCUGCGGCCACCUCUCGCGAGAAAAAGCAGCUAGACGCCGAGGCUGACCAAUUCUCACACAUCAGCAUUCGGUCCGCUUUAGGUUAUGCUCCCCGCCAGAGCCUUCACGAAGCAACGAAUUAUUUAUGUGACUCCCAUCUACCAAUCAACCCAGCACUCGAAGAAAAGACUCCGGCGUGUGUUUGA
Aspergillus saccharolyticus JOP 1030-1 is the source of this 2700-nucleotide messenger RNA. RefSeq lists its product as uncharacterized. The transcript has a single exon. Gene Ontology annotation, cellular component: cytoplasm. The coding region runs from base 1 to 2700 and encodes 899 amino acids. The record is from RefSeq and is a predicted model, not a curated record. Lineage: Eukaryota; Fungi; Ascomycota; Eurotiomycetes; Eurotiales; Aspergillaceae. Gene Ontology annotation, molecular function: protein kinase activity; ATP binding. Gene Ontology annotation, biological process: protein phosphorylation; signal transduction.